CCGCCCCGCCCGUAUUCUACUCCAAUUCCAAACACUCGCCCGUCCCCGUCGCUCCCCAUCCCACACCAACCCUCUGUGCCUCGGUCCCUCCGCCCGUACGCGCGACGAGAGACACGAUGCGGCGGUCCCUACCCCUUCUCCUCGCGCGGCAGGUGGCGCGGCGGCGGCGGCUGAGCAACGUGCCGGAGUCCACCGUCUACGGGGGCCCACGCCCGCAGGAGUCCUCGGCGGCGCGGCGCGUGACGGUGACCACACUCCGUGGGAAGCACCGCCGCGGGGAGCCCAUCACCGUCGUCACCGCCUACGACUACCCCUCGGCGGUCCACGUCGACUCCGCCGGCAUCGACGUCUGCCUCGUCGGGGACUCCGCCGCCAUGGUCGUCCACGGCCACGACACCACGCUCCCCAUCACGCUCGACAUCAUGCUCGAGCACUGCCGCGCCGUGGCCCGGGGCGCGCCGCGCCCGCUCCUCGUCGGGGAUCUCCCAUUCGGCUGCUACGAGUCCUCCGCCGCCCAGGCUGUUGAUUCAGCCGUGAGGGUCCUCAAGGAAGGUGGAAUGGAUGCGAUCAAGCUGGAAGGGGGUGCCCCAUCGAGGAUCACUGCAGCCAAGGCUAUUGUGGAGGCUGGAAUCGCUGUCAUGGGGCAUGUUGGCCUCACACCGCAAGCUAUUAGUGUUCUCGGUGGAUUUAGGCCUCAAGGGAAGACGGUUGACAGUGCUAUAAAGGUUGUGGAGACAGCACUUGCCUUGCAGGAGGCUGGAUGCUUCUCGGUUGUGUUGGAGUGUGUGCCUGCUCCAGUGGCAGCAGCUGCAACAUCAGCAUUGAAAAUCCCAACCAUUGGCAUUGGGGCUGGACCAUUCUGUAGUGGCCAGGUCUUGGUGUACCAUGACUUGUUAGGGAUGCUGCAACACCCACAUCAUGCCAAGGUCACACCAAAAUUCUGUAAACAAUUUGGUAACGUGGGCGAUGUCAUCAACAAGGCGCUAUCAGAGUACAAGCAAGAAGUGGAGGCUCAGGCUUUCCCUGGUCCAAGCCACACACCGUAUAAGAUAACUCCCACAGAUGUUGACGGCUUUGCAGAUGCACUGCAGAAGAUGGGUUUGAGUGACGCCGCAGAUGCCGCAGCCGCCGCUGCUGAAAACAGGGAGAAAGGUGGAGAACCAAAAGGAGAGUAGCUAAUCUAAUAAUGCCUGUUGUUUUCAGCAGAUGCACCUAGACCUAGAGUAGAGAAUGUGAGGGCAGAUUACCUAGCAUAACGGUGUCCUGCACUAGAACAAUUUUUGCCAGAUUGCAGCCACAUAAAGUCAGACUGCAGGUCAUACAGAAUCGUUUGGCUUUGGAUAGCCUCCGAAA
Zea mays is the source of this 1353-nucleotide messenger RNA. RefSeq names its product 3-methyl-2-oxobutanoate hydroxymethyltransferase. Gene Ontology annotation, cellular component: mitochondrion. Gene Ontology annotation, molecular function: 3-methyl-2-oxobutanoate hydroxymethyltransferase activity; magnesium ion binding. Bases 117 to 1175 code for a protein of 352 amino acids. Lineage: Eukaryota; Viridiplantae; Streptophyta; Magnoliopsida; Poales; Poaceae. The transcript has 5 exons. The record is from RefSeq and is marked validated. Gene Ontology annotation, biological process: pantothenate biosynthetic process.